CACAAGCGGCAGCUCUGCUGUAGACUACUGAAGGGGGAGGUUGGGGCAGGCAAAGCAAAGCAGCAAUGAGUGGGAAAGAGCCGCUGCUGGGAACCCUCAAAGUCUGCAUUCUCAACCUUCAGGGGAGCAGCAGCCCAUACAAAGACACCUCUCCUCACAUUCAGCCCUUUUGUGAGAUCCUGGAGAUGAUCCUUCGGAAAGGAAUAAAACAGCCAGUUCUGGGUUUCAAGAGAAAGGACUAUUGGCACUGGGUAGAACAGCUUCCACAGCAGGAGUCCCGUCACAGCAUGGCCCUUCUGUCAAUGAUGAUUGAGAAAACUAAUUCUUGUGAGAAGGUGCUGACAGCCCAAGGAAGAGGGCGCUACUUCCUGCGUCUGGCUUUGAAUGGGAAGUUGCUAGCGGCAGCUAUUCGGCAUCUAGUCAGAGCUCCCAGGCUGCUUGAGUGGUAUGAUCCAGUGACCUCCAUUCUGGCAAAUGAAGAUUUUUCUGAGCCUUUCCUCUCUAUGAUGCUGGUGGUGACAGAAAUGAAUUUCUCCCUAGAUCUGCAGAACUCCAGUUUCUUGGAUGAAAGCUGGCAACUUCCGGUGUGCCUAACCUACGAAACUGUCCCCUGCAGGGAGCUGGGAAUGGUGCUCAGAUACUUGGAUGGGCGGAUUUUCAUCAUAGACGUCCUUCCACAGAGUCAGGCAGAGGUGGAUGAGGUGGUGCUGGUUGGAGAUGUCAUCGAUGAGAUAAAUGGAUUUUCGCUGAGGAACGCAUGCAAUGGACAGGCCGGGACAGUGCUACAGAAGCUGAAGGGCAAGCCACUGAGCUUCCGCCUCAUCCGGUGGAAAUGGCACGAUGGGGGGAUGUACAAGCCGCUGCUGCCCUACCUGAAAGUUCUCCGGGAGAAAAUCCCCAGCUUCCAGCUCCAGCAUGAGCACAAACACAAAGAAGAGAAUGAGGACCGGAGCUUGCAGGGGGGCAGGCUGCUGUACAAUCUACGGUUCUUAGGCCAGGUCAAUGUAGGAAAGGUGAGACUGAUAGAUAAAAGUGGAUUUGGAGAGCUGAAAGAGGAUUGUCUAGGUUUUUGUUAUUGCUUUAUCUCUUUAUUUUUGUUACAUCUUUCUGAUUCUGUCUAUUUUCAGUAUGGAGGCAAAGAGGUGUUAGACCUAGGCAUACCUAUGGUUGUAGAAAAACAUUUACCACCACAGGUGGUUUUAUUUGAUGUCAAAGAAACAGAAGUCCUUGUCCAACAGAAAGUUUCUUCAAAGGUUUUGUUCCGUUACCCUUAUACAGACAUUUCCUGUGUGGGACGACGUCUGGACAGGAACCAUCUCUUCGCCUUCUGCACUCUGUCUUCAGCAAUACCUUCAGAACUCAGCACUUUUGACUGUCUUGUGUUUGAAUCAAAUUCUGAAGAAGAAAGUGAAGAAAUCAUCAAAAGAAUUGGUAAGGAUGUAUGUGCUUUGGACUACAAGUUAUUAAAAGUAGCAAGGCCACUGUAUUUUCUUAACAAGGGGAUAUAUCCAACUGUGUCCAUCUGCCCUGGUGGAAAGGAUUCCACUUUCUCUUUAUAACCCCUCAAAUUGCUCUAAAAGUUUGGGGCACCUUCCAGAGCAAGUUGGGGUAGGGCACCAAGAGUAUUGAGAGGAAGCCCUUGUGCAAGGGGGACUCUGUUCACGUAAUAUUGGAUGUUACCCUAAAUAUACUUCUUAGUACACAUACAGGUAAGGUUUUUGAAGGAUUACAACUAUUAUUCAGAUGAGUCUUCCCACUAAAUUCAUUUAUAGAUGUCAUAUUGUUAAAUGAGGACAUGACUACUUAAUGAAAUAGGAAACUUACUAAGGCUACCAAGUGACCAAUUAGAAACAUAAUAUUGUCUUAUUGUAUUUGAUACACUCGAUCAUUUCCAAAGUUGGGUGAACUUCAAGAUCCAUCAGCGAAAUCGAAGACUUGGGGUAAAUAUCCUAAACAUUCUUCUAAACAUCUAAUAUUCAAAAGGUAGUCAAAAGGAGUAGGAGAAUAUGGUGUUUAAACAAUGCUAAUUGGCAUGCACCCAGCAUGAAACCAUCCCAUGGCUAGAGCAACUACUACCAAGUUGGAACUUCAGAGAGCAUCAUGUUUGAAGAGUAACAAGUCAUUUGUUUCUUUAGCUGCUGGAUUUAAACACACGGAAUGGUUUGUCUGAGAAUGUGAUGCGCUGCUGCUGGGCGUCUGCCAAUGACCUACUUUUAGAGCUCCA
This is a messenger RNA of Elgaria multicarinata webbii, 2224 nucleotides long. RefSeq lists its product as uncharacterized. The record is from RefSeq and is a predicted model, not a curated record. Bases 66 to 1559 code for a protein of 497 amino acids. Lineage: Eukaryota; Metazoa; Chordata; Lepidosauria; Squamata; Anguidae. Gene Ontology annotation, molecular function: protein binding. The transcript has 14 exons.